AUGGACUUUAUCAACGCUGUAGCGCGGGACCAGAUCAAGACGAAUCUGCUCCCAUCUCCGUCCUCGUUUCUUUUGGCAGGACACGUAUCCCUGCAGCAGCAAAACUUGGAAAAGCUCGUCGGUCCGGCAGGCUUCCUCUUUUCGCAGGGAAACAACACACUUUAUGCAGACUGCGGCUCCGACUACGAAUACUUUAUCCUCCGCGGCGGCAAAGUCGUCGGCGAAUCCAACAAGCAAAAAGCACAUUACAAGAUGGAAAAAGGUCCAACUUCCGUGGCACAGUUCUGUUCAGCGGCGGUUUCCGAGGCAGCAGUCUGCAUCGUCUCCUACGUCAAGCAAAAAGUGUACGCCACAGGCCAGCAGAAGCGCGAAAUCAACUUCAUCUGCGUCGUCGCCGUCGUGACAGACUCCGACGCUGUUUACCAACUCUGA
Messenger RNA from Oikopleura dioica, 432 nucleotides. The record is from the annotation of a GenBank genome assembly. NCBI's taxonomy places the organism in Eukaryota, Metazoa, Chordata, Appendicularia, Copelata, Oikopleuridae.